CUGAUAAACCCUUGAAAGACAAUAAUCUCGUGCGCGAGCAAACUCCAAUAAUUUUGGGAUAAAAAUAGGCCAUCACCUUCCUUGUCGCAGUUUGGCAGCUGUCGUUUUCAAUCACCUUGGAAAAAAUCGUAAACGCUGAGAUAGACGGACAAGUUGACUGAUGUGUUGACCACAGAUAUUGACCCAACGACACCAAACGGAGAGAGAAAUGUGGCGACGGAUCUCGGAAGACGACGGAGUUGAACACUGAAUGUGAAACAUUGCUGAAGAUUGUUCAAGAUUGGCCGGAUUUGCAACAAACACAGGCACAGUAAAUCAAGAUUAAAGUGGAUUGUCGGGUGUUGACUGACUGUCAGAUACUGGGCGUCAUCAAGGGCACACAUGGCCCAUACAGUGCAGGACCACCAGAUGGCACAGCCCCAGGCAGCAGUGUUGUCUCUCCCUCCCUCCGGCCAGGCUAAAAGAUGGACAGUGUUGGACUCCCUGCUAUGUGGAGCAUUGGCAGGAGCCGUGGCCAAAACAGUCAUAGCUCCUCUGGACAGAACCAAGAUCAUCUUCCAAGUGUCUUCACAAAGAUUCUCUGCUAAGGAAGCCUUUAGACUCCUCUACUGUACAUACAUGAAAGAUGGCUUCCUCAGUCUGUGGAGGGGCAACUCUGCCACCAUGGUGCGGGUCAUCCCCUACGCUGCCAUCCAGUUCUGCUCCCACGACCAGUACAAGAGAAUCCUGGGGGGAUACUAUGGCUUCCAGGGAAAAGCCCUUACUCCUUUUCCACGUUUCCUGGCAGGGUCGUUGGCUGGCACCACAGCUGCCAUGCUCACCUACCCCCUGGACAUGGUGCGGGCCAGGAUGGCAGUGACUCCCAGACAAAUGUACAGCAACAUUAUGCACGUGUUUGUGCGCAUUACGCAGGAGGAGGGCAUUAAGACCCUGUACAGAGGCUUCUGCCCAACCAUCCUGGGAGUGAUCCCAUACUCAGGAAUCACCUUCUUCACAUAUGAGACCCUCAAGAAACUGCAUGCAGAGAGGACUAUGCGGUCCCAGCCGUACUCCUACGAGCGUUUGGCAUUUGGCGCGUGUGCUGGUCUGCUCGGCCAGUCGGCCUCUUACCCACUGGACGUGGUUCGCCGACGCAUGCAGACGGCCGGGGUGACGGGCCAACAGUACGGCAGCGUCCUGAACACCAUGAAAGCGAUCAUGGUGCAGGAGGGUGUGGUGCGUGGACUCUACAAGGGCCUUAGUAUGAACUGGAUCAAAGGGCCUAUCGCUGUGGGGGUCAGCUUCACUACCUUUGACCUCAUGCACAACCUCCUGCACAAGAUGCACCAGUUGGGAUACUUCACACACUGAGCCAGCAGAGGGAGCCAGAGGAAAGGUUCACUGUCAAGACUAGUUGUCGUCCGUCGGUCACAGACACAAUAUGGAUCCUCUGCAAGUCAGAGAUUGAAAGGGGAGAGUGGAUACUGGACAGACAGGAGGAGACAGAAGCUGUCAGUUUAUUUAAGCGCACAUCCUCUGACACACAUUAAGCACGCACAGACCCCCCACUCUUGCUGUUGAUGGAUGGGAUGUCUGUACUAAGGCUACAAUAAGUGUCAUCAAACAGGGUAGAUGUUUGAUGAGUUUGCAAUAUGAGAGAUGAGAAUGUGAAGGAUUUUACAUUUCCAGUCCUGAUAUUUGUUUGAGAUUGUGGUAUUAUCUCUGGUAAGGGCACUUAAUGGGGCUGGAGAUUAUCAGAGGCGAAGAACUUUACAAUCGGUUCAUUUUAGUAUGGAAUUUUAUCAACUAUACUCACAAAGUUUUCUGUUGAAGAUUCACUUAUAUUUUCAACCAUGCAUUGCUGCUUUUUCUUCUUGAUUAUCUCAAGGCUUGUUGCAGCUGUAAUCCGCUGCUCUGCUCACUUCUGCAUUUAGCAUCAACGUUUCAUGGAAGAGUCACCUAGUGGGCCUUGCUGCCAGAAAAUAGUUUCUUGGUUGCUGGUAGUUGGGAAUGUAGUCUUAUUUCAAAGAGCUUGUCUCUGUUUUGUUACGGUUAAAAAUGUCAAUUUUAUGACGUGCCAAGAUGGAAUGUACUGUCAGGAAAAUUAUUGGCACCCUUGAUAAAGUUGAGCAAAUACUGUAUAACAAGUACUGAGCUAUAAUGUAUGCUCAAAUGAGAAUUCUAUUUUAUACUAAUACAGUUGCUCAGUGACAGAUUUUGUUUAUCAAGUAAUAUUUUUUUCUCCAAAAAAGAUAGGUCAAAAUUAGUGCCACACUUCUUGUUUUCAAUACAUCUCCUUGCGAGGAUAACGACACUCAGCCCUUUUCUACGAUGUUUGAUGAGAUUGGAGAACACAUUGGGAGGGAAAUUGGACCAUUCCUCCAUACAGAAUAUUUCCAGAUCCUUGAUUUCCUUGAUCUGCGCUUAUGGGCUACCAUUUUCAAUUAAAACCACAGGUUUUUCCAUGUGGUUCAAGUCUAGAAACUGAUGGCCAUUGCAAAAUGUUGAUUUGUGUGGUCAAUUAACUGGUGUGCGUGGCCAAAGAGCUCAAUUGUCAUGUCAUCUAACAAAUGGAGGCUCUUGUUAAGGUCAACGGCAGCAUGAACUUUACCCAGUACAAGGACAUUUUAGCCCAAAACCUGAUUGCCUCUUCUAGGAUGCUGAAACUUGGCCACAAGUGGAUCUUCCAGCAAGAUGAUAACCCCAAGCACACAUCAAAAUCCACAAAGUAAUGGUUAAUUGACCACAAAAAUCAACAUCUCAGUCUCCGGACUGGUUUAAAUUGAAGAGGGCAGACGAAGGAUAUCGAGCAAGGAAGGAUUCUGUAUGGAGGAAUAGUCCUCCCAAUGUGUCAAUCUCAUAAAACAUUUUAGAGAAAGGCCCUGUGACAUUCUCCUCUGCAAGGCGAGUUUUUAAAACUAGUGAUCAUUUUUACCCGUCGUUUAAGAAUUUUUUUUUUGUAUUGUUAUAUUUUGUUUAUCUGAGCAAUUGCAUUAGUAUAACAUUUGUAAAAAAAAUAAUAAUUCUCCAUUGGACCUGACCGUCGGUGUGCAAUAAUGCCCUCACGUUAAUGAGACAGAGAGGGUGAUAUCAUAAAUAGUUUAUUUUUAUUAACAACAUGCCUGCAGUCCCUCACACACACUGAAUGCCAUCUUCCAUUUAAACAAACUGAAGCAUUUCAGGCAGGAGGCCACAGGUGUGUGCAAUCAGCAUAUUAGCAAGGCUCGCAAGCAGUCAGCUGACAAUAAAGGGACAUGUCACUCAUUCGAACGUUCAAACCAACAGUUAAAGGUUGUGCUGAUGAAUAAAGAUGAGUUUAUUGGAUUUGCAUGUGAUAAUGGAUUGACAAUUUAGCUAGGAUCCUAGAUAUAUAAAUACAUUCAUUCAUUUUACAGUGAAGGCUACUCCUUCACAGUCAGUAAUCGUUUCAGCCUGACUGCACAGUUUCACUAUCUGGUGUCUAUAUAUAUAGAUUUGUAGUGUCUAACUGGAAUCUAAUGGAUAUCAUCCAUAUUUUCCCACUACAUGUAGCCUAAGGCAUAAAUAUAUAAUCAGUAUAUUUCUAAUAUUAAAGUAGUCUUUCUAUCGUCUGUAGUCUUAUUGUGUAGGAAAUCCAGUUUGUCAUAAAUCUGUUUCUAUGUUUAUUGAUACUUUACACAAGAAUUUUACUACACCUGCAAUAACAUCUGCUAAAUAUGUGUAUGUGACCAAUAAAAUUGGAUUUGUUUGACUUGA
Molecule: messenger RNA, 3714 nt
Organism: Oncorhynchus keta (chum salmon)
Lineage: Eukaryota; Metazoa; Chordata; Actinopteri; Salmoniformes; Salmonidae
Product: mitochondrial coenzyme A transporter SLC25A42-like
Exons: 8
Coding region: 382-1350 (322 amino acids)
Biological process (GO): transmembrane transport
Cellular component (GO): mitochondrial inner membrane
Source: RefSeq, a predicted model, not a curated record